AUGAAACGUGUUCGUGAUGAAGCCGAGGCCACGGCGGCGCCAUCAUCAAACGGGCAAGCCGUUCCAGCACCUUCCCCCGUCGCAGCGUCUACCAUCGCUUCCUCUUCCACUUCCUCGUCCUCCCCCCACGCCCUUCACUUUGAAGUGAUCUACAGCAUCACCUCUCGGCGUAGCGGGUCUCUGGAGGCGGAGCGGGCUGCAGUGCUGUCGCGCCUGCUCGGUUCGGCUGCCGCAGCGGCCUCCUCGUCGUCCACCGCUGCCUCCCCGCCCUCUGCCCUCGCCCCGACUGUGGCGGCGGUGGCGGCCAACGUGUCGGCACUGCUGGAGGAUGAGCUGUCUGUCUGCCUCGGUGGCCGCACGCGUGAGCUUGUCUAUCAGCAGCUGCUUCACAGCAGUGAGGAAGGUUCCCUUUUGCGCUUGUUGACGGUGGAGUUGGUGGCGAACGACGGCCGCACCCUCGUCUUGGCAUCUCCACAGACCCACCUGAGUGGCGGGGCACCCUCUACCACAGCACCGCCACCGCUGCUGAUAGACGUUGCGGGCGCGGAGGCGAGCGAGGAGGUUGUGGCGCACCCUGCUGAUCUGUUGCUGCUCCGCUGCCAGCCUAGGAAGCCGGUCGCAGACGGUGAGACGGCGACGACGGACGCCGCAACGGCACCGUCUUCUUCCGCUGCAACGGAGGUUGCGACACACGUGGAAUUCGUGACUUUCAACACAGCCCUCUUCACCGCACAGGACGUCGAUCUGUGGCGGGAGGCGGUGCAUGGCAGUGUUGUGGUCGUGGUGCGCUGGCUUUCCGCGUUGCUGGAGCAGCCGCCUGGGCUGGCGCAACUCGCCUUUUUAGAAGCCGCCGCCUCCUCGCUCAGUGCAUCCGUGACGACGGGGGCGAAGGGCAUAGCCAUCGCGGCCACCGAGGGGUGGCGGCGAGCGCUGCAGCUACCUUUGCUGCUGCGUGUCAAGCCGGAGGUGAUGCGGAGCGCGGACAUGGAGACACUGGAUCGCCUGCGCCGCACCAUCGUCUUCGCCCUCGAGACGAUCCUUGGCGUUUUUCUCCACGUUGAGUCCGCUAUGCGGCUGCCGCGCUUGUGCCAGCGUCUCGUCUACCUCUUCCUCGCCUCCCCGCUGUUCGUGGACGGUGCGUCGCAGGUGUCGAUGCAGCUCAUCGCCACCGACGCGGUCGCGUCGACCCGGCAGUCCAUUGCGCAGACGCUGCAGUCGUGUGUGCAGAUGGGCCUGCAGUACGCCAGCGCCGCCGCGGCGUUGAUGGCCGACGCUGCCGCCUCCACCGCCGAGCUGCGCCGCAGUGUUCAACAGGCCCGCAACGGGUAUGAGGUGGUGCUCUCCCGCCUUUCGCACGUUUGGCUGCUGCACUCGGCGAGUCUGAAGAGCAAGCGAGCUGCAGGAACCACGACGGGCCCGGAGGCCGCGAUUUGUGAGGUGUUGGAGUCGGUGGCGGCGAGUGGUGUGUUGCGGCAGGUGCUGCGGUGGCUGCAGCUCGAGGAGGACAUGCGGCGCGCACACGACCACGUUGACAGCAGCCGCAUGGGAGACACGGCGGACGCCAUCACCGAGCUGCUCUCUCCGCCGACGCUGCGACAGCUGCAGGAGGGGCGCUAUUUGCAGGAGCGAACCGUUGCGGAGCAGCUCACGGCGCUGCGGCGCACCUACAACCCGUACCUCAGUCACGAACUGCAGCAGUUUUUGAAGGGCACCGCUGUCGCUGCGUACGCCGAGUUGUACGGCAACACGGCGGCGGCGGUGCGCCGUGUCACGAAGCUGACGGAGGGAGCCGCGGAGCUGCAGCACUUAGGUCGACUAGACGGUGUUAUUGCCGUGCCGUUGGAGACGGUGGACGCGGUGGGUGUGCGUGGUGGCGGCUUAGCUGAGUACUGCCUGACAGAGGUGCAGCAGCACGCCGCCUUUGGGUUGCCCGUCCGCCUUAAUUUGCAUCUCCCGUCUGGGCAUCAGCAGCAUCAGCUGAACACGCUGGAGGCGACGCUGCAGGCAACCCGCUUCACCAGCGAGCCGGGGGUCUGCAGGGCAGAUGCUUCCCUGUUUGCCUACGCCGUGGUGCAGCUGAACGGACAGUGGAUCGCGUUUCCGUUGGUUCUCACGCAGCUGAACCGCGAGUCACAACUGCACCAAGACAGGGAGACGAACGCCAACAGCAAUAAGAGGAACGCGAAGAACACGGCCAACCUCAUCGCACACGUCUUGCGAGACGGUGACAUGUUGGCAGAUUUCGUCACGACGAGCGCCGCAACCGCGGAAAACGGCCGGGCACAGGCGUGGGUGGUGGUCGGCGAGGAGGCCAACGUGCACCGCCGCACCCCGCAUCGCCGCCGCGCCGCUGCCGCUGCUUUCCUCAACGCCGGCGCCGACGCCCCGAUGGAGCGGCUGUUGCCCUCCGGCACGCCUGCCCUGACCUACAUGGACUGUCUGCGUCGCCUGCACGCCCUCUCCAUCACGGUGCGGCAGUGCAAAGCGAGCACGAACAGCAGCAGGCGCCGCUCGGCGGGGGGCGGCGGCAGCGCCGUGGUGGGCCCGAUGGAUCGCCCGUUCGACCCCAACAGCGCGACGGGGCUGUGGAUGGAGCACUUCAUGGACGGCGUCGUCCCGCUGCAGCGCUACGUGCCCUCGCUAGCCCCGCGCGUGGCCUCUUUGCUCUCCGGGAGUGGGGCCACGGCGGGCGUUGCGGCACCGGCGGCCGGCAAGCAGUCGUCCGCCGCUGCCACCGCCGUCUCUCUGCAAACCCUCCUCGCCUCGGUGAACGGCACGGUGCGCUUCUCCUCCGCGCAGGUGGAGGCGCUCUACUCCCUGACGGCGGGCACCGGCUUAACCGCCAGCAGCAGCGCCGCCUUUCUCAGUCCCCCCGCUCGCCCUGGGGCGACCAGCAGUGGCCCCCAGGGAAGCAAGCCCGUUGCGGUGAAGGUGGUAGACGGGUGCACGGGCAGCGGAAAAACCUCCAUUCUGUACGCGUCGGGGCUGCUGCGGGGCAAGCUGCACGCUGCAGCCCGUCACGAGCAGCAGCGCUGUGUGCAGGCGGGACUGAAGCAGGCGGUGUCGGCCGUGCGGCAAGCAGCCGAGGCGCUGCGGCGCGCGUCCGUCACGGAGUUGUUUGCCACGUCGCCGGAAGCGCGGAAUGGGCGCAAUCCUCUGGAGGAAGCAAGCCUUCUAUCUACUGAAGCGCGACAGCAGUAUCAGCGGCUGAACGAGGGGUUCCUGUACUGCUCCACGCCGUUCAUGCUGCGUCCAGCCGCCGUCACCUCCACGGUGCCAGAAGCCGUUGAAGAGCUCCUCUUCAACAACACGCACGACGAGAGGGGGGACGAGGGAGGAGAAACGGAGGCGGCUGUGUGGGCGCGCGGCGAGGUGAAUUCCAUAGCGACGCUGCUCAGAGAGUCGCACGAGCGCUCCCUCAAGGCGCCACUGGCCGCGCAGCUCAACGCGCAACUCCAGUUGUAUCUUGCAACGGGGAGGUGGAGCGGCCGCUGCCGUGCCGCGGGCAGCGUCGCGACGCCGCUGCUGGCGCUGACCAUGUCCGCUCGUGAAACAGCCGAUGUAAUGGCGAGCGCAGCAGCAACCGCUCCAUCCGAGCGUUCUUCAUCAGGUACGUGGGCAGGUUUCAUCGCGGCUCGCUUCUGGCCGGACAGUGCGGUAGCCGACUCGCUAACUCGUGUCGAUGAGUCCGGUAAUGAGGAGGAGGAAGCAGGGCAGGCACAGCAAAACGCCUCCGGGUGGGAGGUGCUGACUGCGGCGCCGGAUGACCGUUUCACGCCCGUCUCCAUGCCGCCCACGACGCGCCUCUCUUCCCUGUCCACCGAGCAGCGGGAGGGGUGGCACAGCGUGUACCUCGACAAGCAGGUGGAGCUGGCCCAGCACGUACACGCCGCCGUGCACGAGUCCGUCAAGUCGAUCUUUCAGGUUUUUCUCGACUUAGUGUUUGGUGUCGCGGCGGCUUCGCAGAGCACGCGGCACGCCUUGUUGACCGCAACGCCGGUCGAGCUGACGCAGGGCAUGCAGCUCCCCUAUCUGUGGUGUUGGCAGCCCUCACACGUUUGCAUCGACGACCUCGAUACGGUGCAGGACGGCAUCUUCGCCAUGUUGACACCGGCGUCGAGCGUCGUCUAUACUCUCACAGCUGAGGUGCCGGCGUUCCAGGAGCGACGCCGCUCGCACGAGCGGGUGGUGCUGGCGCUUGUGCGGUCGCUGCGCACGGAGCUGCAACGUGUCGGCGCCCUCACCACUACGGCACUGCGCGAGUCCCUGCGGUGCCGUCGGGCAGAGGUAGAGACGGUGCUGCGGUACUCCACGCAGGACUCCCGUGCGCUGGCCAAGCCGCUCGAGGGAGACCCCGAGAGUGAGGAGAAGGACGGCACGGAGCACAAAGACGGCGAGGAAGCGGAGCAGCAACCAAAAACACUCGACCUUGCCGCUCCUCCGCCGGCGUUUCCUGGGUUGGCGUCGUACAGCGCGGUCGAAGUGUGGAGUCACGGUGUGCCGAUGGACGACUGCGUGGCGGCCGAUGCCGCGGCUGCCGUGUUUCUCAUGUCCCACAUUUCCAGCUACUGGGGGCGGAGCGGCCCGGCCACCUCGCCGCUGUCGUACGGCAUUUACACGAAUACGGCCGCUGCGGCGGAGACCGUGUCGGAGGCCCUUGUGUCGUCGUCGUUUUCCCUGACCAGUGCCUCCCAAGGCGGGCAAAGGGCCGGAUCAUCAUCGUCGACGUCGGUGGUGCGAGUGUGGAAGGAGUCCCUGGAGGACAUGGGAAGUGAGACGUCGUUUGCUGCCGCCACCAACGUCGCCUCCGUCGCGUACACGAACCUGGAGGAGGCGGAGUGCGAGACAGACGUCGGUGUGGUGCUGCUCUCCGGACUGCUGGACGUGGUCAUUGGGGCACUGAAGAACAACCCGGCGAGUCACCGACCCGAUGUGCGGCAGCAGCAGUGGCGUCAGCUUUGGGCCGAAGCCUCCGACGGUUCGCCGUCGCUUUUUGUGACGCGGCUGCAGUGGUGGCUGUGGCGCCUGCUGCGCCGUGUGCGCCUCGGCGUCUUCUUCAUUGGCAGCCGGGAGGUCUUCACCUGUGUGCCGCUCUUCGCCAAGGUGGAGUCGUUUGUGCGGCUGCAGCGCCGUCUGCUUUCGCCAAAGGACGACCGUGCGUACUGGCUGCCCGCGGGGAUCGGCGCGAGUGUGCUGGCGAUGGUGUGCCCCGACCACUUCAAGUUUCGCUGCACCGCCACCGUGCAGGAGCGCGAGGCCGGUGACGACGAGGUGGAGUCUGAGCUGGCGGAUCAGCUAGAGGUGGAGGUGCAGAAACGUGGGGCCGAGAAGUGCCUGUCGCUGUGCCUCAAACCGUACGAGGGCUGCUCAAACCCGUCCCACGCGUGUCUACAGCCGUGCCACGUGCAGCGUCCUCUCGACCACCACCAUUCACUUUCUUCACACGCCGAGCCGGGCGCUGAGACGCACGACGCGGCGGCGACGGAGCGCGUCUUCCACGCCUGCUGUCCCUACCCGUGUGGAAACGUGCUGCCAUGCGGGCACGUCUGCCACCGCAUCUGCGGCCUCCCCUGCGAGCCGUGCACCUUUGCCGGCCUCACAGAGCUGUCGUGUGGGCAGCGGGUAGUGAGUGGGAUGGAGAACAAGGUGCUGCAGUACACCGUGUUUCACCACUUCCAGGAGCGGCGCUGCGGGGAGGCGACGGCGCCGUGUCGAACGCCGGUGUCGGUCCCGUGCACCCGCUGCGGCGCGCGGACUAUGAUACGGUGCCACCACGUCACGGCGCAGCAGGCGCGACGUCGCAACGCGGCAGCCGAGGAGCGCGCCGCACACGCCGGUGAGGCGGAGAAGGAGACCGGCGACGGUGUCGACAGCGACGAAGGCGCCUUCGUGAUUGGCGAGACGGCCUGCGCCGGAUGCGUGGCGCUGUAUAACAAGGUGGCGACGAAGUACGGCUACGAGUUGCUGCCGAUGCCGCCGACCGACCUGACCCAGAGAACGACAGCGGUUGAUCAUCCAGGGGACGCGGACAGCCACGGGGACGAGGAGCAGGCGGAGGCGGAGGACGAUGAUGACGACAGCGGCGACGCCCCGGGUGCAUCUCUGCCGCGCCAUUCCUUGUCUAUCGAAGCACAAGCCGAACUGCGCCGCGAGUUCACCACCGCUGGCAAAAAGAUGGAGCUCUUGGUGAUGAAGGAAGCACUGGAGAUCAGCAGCGGCCGGGCCACAGAGAAGACGGACUACGCCGUGUUUCGCGCCGAGUACGAGACGCUCAAGACGACGCAGGCAGCGCAGGAGAAGGCGUGGAAGGACGCACACCAAGCCGAUAUGGAUGCGUGGGCGACGAGGCUGCGCAAGGCGCUGACGACACAGUACGCCGUCAACACGGAGCUCGACACGAUGAUGCCGCGACUCGUGUCGGACGCCACCGACGAGGCGGAGGUGCAGCGACUGCAAUUUGUUGAAUGA
Molecule: messenger RNA, 6468 nt
Organism: Leptomonas pyrrhocoris
Lineage: Eukaryota; Euglenozoa; Kinetoplastea; Trypanosomatida; Trypanosomatidae
Exons: 1
Coding region: 1-6468 (2155 amino acids)
Source: RefSeq, a predicted model, not a curated record